Zerene cesonia (dogface butterfly) is the source of this 413-nucleotide messenger RNA. RefSeq names its product ATP synthase membrane subunit DAPIT, mitochondrial (gene Neb-cGP). The record is from RefSeq and is a predicted model, not a curated record. NCBI's taxonomy places the organism in Eukaryota, Metazoa, Arthropoda, Insecta, Lepidoptera, Pieridae. Bases 12 to 323 code for a protein of 103 amino acids. The transcript is spliced from 3 exons.
CCUUGUAUUGAAUGCGUCUGAAGAAACCAAUCAAAAUGACUUUGUCUAUGUCAAUUUUGACGUUAGCAGUUGGGAACAUAAUCGAUCUGUCAUUCUCUAUUCCAUCAGCCGACUACUGUGCGUUUUCAGGUUGUUAUUACAUAAGAUUUAACAGAAUGGCCGGAGAACCAGUUGAUGAAUCCCAGUUUAAGGGACUUUCAAGAUACUUCAACAGCUACACAAAUAGGGGCAGAGCAAACACAGCAAAAGCUACCUAUGCAUUCUUUGGAGUUGUGAUAUUAUACUUUACAUUGAAGCCAAAGAAGGCAGCACCUGCAAAAUAAUGAGGAACAUUCAAACUGUUAAUUUAAGUGAUAAUAUGGUUUCUUUUGAUCAGUGUAUGAUAGUGAAAAUAAAAAUCAUGUAAAACUCAG